Cinclus cinclus is the source of this 2794-nucleotide messenger RNA. RefSeq names its product cellular repressor of E1A stimulated genes 1 (gene CREG1). NCBI's taxonomy places the organism in Eukaryota, Metazoa, Chordata, Aves, Passeriformes, Cinclidae. The transcript has 5 exons. The record is from RefSeq and is a predicted model, not a curated record. The coding region runs from base 1 to 1269 and encodes 422 amino acids.
AUGCCAGGGGAUGGCUGCUGCCAGGCACAGCACCAUGGCCUGUCCCGCGUCACUCGGAUCCCGCAGAACGGGGCGUGCCGGAGCGGGGGACGGGCUCGGCACAGGUGGAAGCCGCCGGGACAUCCUCGGGACAUCGCUGGGACAUCCACGGGACAUGGUGGGGACAUCACCGGGACAUCCAUGGGACAUGGUGGGGACAUCGCCGGGAGCCACGUCCCACCAGCGCCCCCCGCAGGCCGGCGGGAGCGCUGCCGCCUCGUUCCCUUCUUCCUGCGCUGGGCACGGGGAGCCACUCCAGGUGCUCCGAGAAACGGGAAUUCUAUGGGCCGGGGGCGAGCUCCCAUUGGCUGCCGGGUUGCCGCUGACUCCGCCCCCUCCCGGCCCUCGCCUGGGGUUUGUUUACAACGGCCGCGCUCAUUAACCCGCCCCCAGGAGCUCUCAUUGGCUGAGGGGAGCGGACCUCCCGAGCCUAUUGGCUGGCAGCGGGGGUGGUGGCCCGUCAGCUCCGAGGUUGUCGCUCAUUGGCUCGUGGAGGGGCGGUCAGCGCUGCACCCAUUGGUGAGGCACGGCGAGGCUCCGCCCCUCCCGGCGCGGUGCGCGGCGAGUACGGGUGGGCCCGGCAGUGUGUGCCGGCACGGCACGGCGCGGGGUUCGGUGUGCGGGUCUUCAGCUGUCCGGGGAGCGAUGGCGCGGCCGCUGCUGCUCCUGUGCGCCGCAUCCGCGCUGCUGCUGGCCGCCUUGGCGACCAUCCCGCCGCCCGAGGAGGCGGCUCGCAUGGCGCGCUACGUCCUGCACAGCUGCGACUGGGGCGCGCUGGCCACGCUGUCGGCGCAGGAGGGGCUGCGCGGCCGCCCCUUCGCCAACAUCUUCUCCCUCAGCGACGGCCCGCCCGGACCCUGCGGCGGCAGCGGCGUCCCCUACCUAUACCUGACCGACAUGGAGAUCUCCGUGCAGGACCUGGAGGUCAAUUCAAAUGCCUCCUUGACUGUGUCUUUGGCACAGACUCCUUACUGCAGGAAGCACAGAUAUGAUCCCCAGAACCCCCUCUGUGCCCACAUAAUCUUUGUUGGGAGCAUUGUAAAGGUGAAUGACUCAGAAGCAGGCUUAGCAAAAAAAGCAUUAUUCAGUCGCCACCCUGAAAUGGAAAGUUGGCCCAAGGAUCAUAAUUGGUUCUUUGCCAAAUUUAACAUCACCAAUAUUUGGGUCCUGGACUACUUUGGUGGAUUGAAAAUUGUGACACCAGAAGAGUACUACAGUGUCAAGCCUUAGUGGAAGAGGAUCCUUGGUGAUGCUGAUGUGGAAAUGAAUUACUUUGGCUGUUUCAUGAAAGAUUUAUUUUUUUCUAUGUAGUGUAGAGCUGAAUUAAUAAUACAAUAAAUCAAACACCUUGCAUUGUUAAUGAGUGUGUAUUACCCUUAUGGAGCAGAUUUAACUUCUCACUAGCUUGAAUCAUGUCACACUGAAAAACCUUUGUGUGUAAGCAAUAAAUUUUAUUCACUGGAUGUGAAUUUGGAAAGGUAUCUGACAGUGUGCAUUUAGAAGUGUUAUGUUUACUGGAAUCUUAACAAUUAGUCCAGUUCUAAAGCUUUCAGUGGCUUAGUUAAAUAAUAUUUUUGGAGCACUUUCCAAUAUUAUUUUAUUUUUGAUAUCAAUUUAGUUUAGAAUUUUACAGUGAUGUUCUACAGGGUGGCUCUGCUGAUGGAAUGGAAAACAUUGCCUGUAUUCCAGUGACAAGUGAGGUGCCGAGUUCCCAAAUCCUGUUAAGAGUUUCCUUUGCAUGCUGAUAAAUUUCACUUAUUUGAGCCAUUUUUCUGUUUCACUGAAUGUGCUUUAGAAUACAGUUGUGUUCAUGCCAGCUGUACCUGUGCCUCAGGAUAAGUUCUUGGUAAUUCUUCAGCUGAUUAUGUGCCCUGACUCUGUAAUAGAAGCAGAUGAGCAGUGUCUUAUAAAUUCAAUGAGGCUGUUGUGAAGGACGAAUGUUUUCUGAUUGAGAUUCUGAAAUUCUCAGCUUUGUUAGUCUGAUCAAAUGGCAAUUUAUCAGCUUUUAUUACCCUCAACAGAACUGAGCAGAUUUUGGGGUCUGGAAGACUUACACAGCAAUUUUGGAUUAGUAAUCAGAAGUGAAAAAGAAGCAAUACAGUAUGACACAAAUGAUUAAUGACUUGUAGAGAAUGAAAAUUAAUGGAAGGUGUGCUUAACUAAUUCUGUGUUAAAAUAAGGUGCCCCCAACCACAAAAACCAACUUUUUAACAUCCUCUCCAAACUGCUGUGUGGUAAGUUCACAAACGCUAAAAAGUGUUUAUGAACAAAUUAAUUGAUUUUUACAGUGAGUGAAUAUUAGCUAUUUGACCUAGAGUAAAGAAUUUAGACUCCUUAGAGGAGGUUGAUAUAUAGAACAGUGGGAUUUGUCAUAUAAAAUCCCUAUAUUUUAAUGUUGUUGUUAUAUCACUCCUUUUCACAAAUACUGGGAUCAUUUGUGAAAGUAUAUUUUAUUUAACUUAAGAGUUCUUCAUAAGGGAAAGGAAGGUACUUGGUGCUGUUCUACUGUUCUGUUCUACUAUUUUAAAACUAAUUUAGGAUCAGAAAAACUUUCAGUAUAGAAACAAUUUAUGUUGAAUAGGUAACACUGAUGUUUAAUGUAAAAUUGAAAAAUAUUUUUAUAUUAGGUAUGGCAGUUGUAAAAACUCAACUCAUGGGCUCAGUCCUUUCUGUGAGGAUACCUGAAUGCAUUACAUGUAACCCUGUAACAUAUGAUGUGUGAUGCUUUUGUUAAAAUUAAAAUAUUUUUUGACAA